Messenger RNA from Panicum virgatum (switchgrass), 2121 nucleotides. RefSeq names its product cation transporter HKT4-like. The transcript has 3 exons. Bases 247 to 1911 code for a protein of 554 amino acids. NCBI's taxonomy places the organism in Eukaryota, Viridiplantae, Streptophyta, Magnoliopsida, Poales, Poaceae. The record is from RefSeq and is a predicted model, not a curated record. Gene Ontology annotation, cellular component: plasma membrane. Gene Ontology annotation, biological process: transmembrane transport; monoatomic cation transport. Gene Ontology annotation, molecular function: monoatomic cation transmembrane transporter activity.
GGAUAUAUUGUGUGCCUUGCUCUGAACCUAGCCAAACACUUGGGACUCUCCGGUCUCCACCAAGAACAAAUUUCUGGUGAAAAUGUUGCCCCACACUACGUAUUAAGCUCCAUCCAUAUAUAGCAUCAUCGCAUCAGGCAACACUGGCAGGAGAGAAAUCAUGAAUCCUGCAUAAAACCUCCAACAUUCCAGUUGCCAGCUCUAAAACCAACACCAUCAGCUGGAAGCCCACACAAACCAUAAAGAAUGCAUCCAUCCAGUUCAAUUCUACGUAUUCUGCAACGUGUAGAAUCAUAUGUAGCCACAAAUCUCUCAUCAUCGCAUUUGGAGGCAGCAAGGAUCAUUGAGGAGAAAUUUCUGAAGCUCCUUGGAUUUCUGUCCACGAAGCUUUCUACCAUGUCCAGAUGUGUGACACAAUUCAUCACACACUCUUUCUGGCGUCUGGUUUUCCAAAGCAAUCCUUUUGUAGUUCAACUCAUUUACUUCGUGGCAAUCUCCUUUGCUGGUUUUCUUGCUCUGAAGAGUCUCAACCCGCAUGGGAAGCCAGUUCCAAGGGAUUUUGACCUGAUGUUCACCUCUGUGUCCGCAGCGACUGUCUCAAGCAUGUCGACAAUUGAGAUGGAGGACUUAUCUGACCAGCAGCUCUGGGUUCUGAUCCUUCUGAUGCUAUUAGGAGGGGAAGUGUUCACCUCAAUGCUAGGGCUUCAUUUGAACAAUGCAAAGGCCAACAAAGAAGUGCUUUCCCAAAGAAGCUUGAGUUCAAUCAGGAGGGAAAUCGAGAUCAGCAUUUCUGCCAACAACAUAGAUCAGAUUGAUAUGGAAUGUGGCCAAUCAGAAGCUGUUAUAUCACACAACCAGGUACAGCAAACCAAAAGCACAAGACAUAGUUCUCGCACUAUCUUGGCCCACAUAGUGACAGGUUAUUUUUUAGCUAGUGUUGUGUGCAGCUCUGUAGUCAUUAUUAUUUACUUUUGGCUUAACUCAGAUGCAAGGCAAGUCCUACACAGUAAAGAUAUCAAAAUAUGCACCUUUGCCAUCUUCACAGCAGUGUCCUCAUUUGCAAACUGCGGGUUCACUCCACUAAACAGUAACAUGCAAGCUUUCACAAACAACUCCGUUCUUUUGCUUCUAGUGAUCCCCCAAAUUCUAGCAGGCAAUACUUUAUUUUCACCACUCCUAAGGUUAAGUGUGUGGGCCUUAGGGAAACUCAGCGGAGAACAAGAGUACACUCGCAUCCUUCAGCAUCCUGAGGAGACUGGAUACAAGCAUUUGCCCACACAGCGGAACUCUGUUUACAUCUUUCUCACAGUAACAGGGCUGAUUUUGUUGCAAGUUAUAUCUCUUUUCUCUUUUGAGCGGGGUUCAAAGGCCUUUGGAAGAAUGAACUGGUUUCAGAAAUUGGUAGGCUCAUUGUUUCAGAGUGUCAGUACAAGACAAGCCGGUGAAGCUGUCCUUGACAUCUCAACCUUCUCAUCACCAACUUUGUUGCUAUUUGCAAUAGUCAUGUACCUUCCUUCCAAUAUAUCAUUUCUCCCAAUCAAUAGUGAUAAACAGCCCUUGGCAGAUAAAAAACCGAGUCGAAGAGCAAUGUGGAAGGAUUUCAGCAUUACCAGCCCUGCAUGCCUCGCAUUAUUCACAUUUUUGGCAUGUAUAACUGAAAGGAAGUCAAUGUCUGCCGAUCCACUAAAUUUCAAUGUCUUCAGCAUGAUGUUUGAAGUGAUCAGCGCGUUUGGCAAUGUAGGGUACUCGCUAGGCUACAGUUGUGAGAAGAUGAUGAAACCUGAUGCCACAUGCAAAGCUGCUUCGUAUGGGUUUGUCGGCUGGUGGACCGACGAAGGAAAGCUGAUAAUUAUCCUGGUGAUGUUCGUCGGGAAGCUCAAGAAGUUCAUCAUCAAAGAGGAAAAAGAUUGACUGUGCACGCACAACACCACAUCAGAGGGUGGAGACUGCCCGAUUACAAGAAUCAUGAGGUAGUGGAUCGGCUAAAUCCAGAGCCUUGCCAUCUUGUGCAUCGCAUGGAGAAAGAUUGCCUGAGCAGCAAUUCCAUCAGUACAAAAAUGCAAGAGAUUCAUCAGAUAUUCAGAUGAAUGAAUGAAGAAAUCACAUGUGUCAAACUUGCAA